AUGACAUCUACAAAUGAAAUGGGACUUGCGAGUGAACGUGUUGAAUCUUCAACCGAUAUCGAUUUAAGUGAUGUUCAUUGUUCCACAAUAUGUGAAAAUAUUCUAUGGAAACCAGUCUCUUGCCAACAAUGUGAAACUCACUUCUGUUCAAAAUGUAUCACAUUAUGGUUAACUAAAAAUCCCAAUCAAUGUCCAUUACGGUGCGAUAGUUUUGUUCAACGACCGUGUUCGAAAUUUAUCGUCAAACAAUUAUCGAAAUUGCAAAUCGCGUGUAUUUAUCGUCCAAAUGGUUGUAACGAAAUUGUUCCGUAUGAAGCACUCGAAAAACAUGAAAUGAUGUGUGGAUAUAAACUUGUCAAAUGUUCUACUUGCCAAUCAGAAAUACCAGAAAAAAAUCUACCCGAACAUCAACUGCAAUGUUCAUCAGUUCGAACGACAUCUGAAAAUUUUCAAAUUACUUAUGAGCCAAAUGCUCCUGUUUUACUCGAUUCUGAUGUAAAUUAUUCUACAGAACAAUUUCAACAAUAUCGUUUUGAAGUACAAUCUGAGAUUCGAAAACUCAGACAAGAACUUAGAGAAGCACAAAGUAGUGGCGUAACCAGAAAUUUAAGGGUGAUGGGGCUCAGCCCCAAAACCAGAAAUGAACAACUCAGUUCAAAAAAUGACGAACUCAAUUUAACUAAAUUCCAUUCAUUAACCUAG
Adineta steineri is the source of this 702-nucleotide messenger RNA. The record is from the annotation of a GenBank genome assembly. Lineage: Eukaryota; Metazoa; Rotifera; Eurotatoria; Adinetida; Adinetidae.